AUGCAAAGAGUUAAAUCAGACAUUAUGUCAAACCUCAAGGAGUAUAUCGAAGUGGAGUUGCCGAAAUUUAAGAUAAAAAUAGAGAGCGCUAAUGAAAAUAUUUGUAAAAUGGAAGAAAAAAUAAUAAACAAUACAUCUGAUGACCUAAUAACACUGGCAAACUUUAUCAAAGAUGAGUAUGAACAGUUGUAA
This is a messenger RNA of Theileria annulata, 192 nucleotides long. RefSeq lists its product as uncharacterized. The record is from RefSeq and is a predicted model, not a curated record. NCBI's taxonomy places the organism in Eukaryota, Apicomplexa, Aconoidasida, Piroplasmida, Theileriidae. The transcript is spliced from 2 exons. Bases 1 to 192 code for a protein of 63 amino acids.